AUGCCCUUCUUUGCGCCCCAGCUGCUCCCCGACCGCCAGUCGGCCCACUCGCUGCGUGCCAGCCAGUACCGCAGGAAGCGCAAGAGCAAGCACCACCACCAAGACCAAGAUCAAGACCAAGAUCAAGACCAAGACCAAGACCAAGACCAAGACCAAAACCAAGAGGCCGACCAAGAGGCCGAUCAGGACGCAAACAGCUCAGCUUCUGGUGCCGCCUUGACCUCGCCGCACUCACCACCGCCAAACACACACGGCCGCCCUUCGUUGACUGCCUCCGAGCGAGCGCAGCUACGGGUCGCAGGUCUUCUGCCCAAGGACGAGUAUCGAGUGCCUCCUCCGCCGUUUCCUCAUGCCCCUGCGAGCGUGGCCCGGCCCUAUCUGGGAGCAGCUGCGAUUCGAAAAGAGGUCGCUGGCCCACCCUCACGUCUCUUCACACUCGACAACACCUCGUCGAAACGUGACCAUGUUGCUAGCACGGCAGAGGCAAGUAAUCUGAGGCGGUCCCAUCUCAACGUCCUCUCCACGGUCAUGCACAACUGUCUGCUCCAAGCUGACUACGACCGUGCUGGCCGAGCAUGGGGCAUGAUCCUGAGAACGCAGGCCACCAGAGGCAACCUAGUGGACCUACGCAAUCACGGCCGCUGGGCCAUUGGUGCUGAGAUCCUGCUUCGUAGGAAGCCUCGACGUGCAUUACCCAGCACGCCACGCCAAGAAGAGAGUGCCGCGCACACUGACAGGGACCUCUUCAGCGAAGAGGGCUUUGAGCUCGCAAGGGAGUACUACGAGCGGCUCAUCGUCCAGCAUCCCACUCGGAAGCAAGCGCCUCACGUCGUGGACCAGAGGACCUUCUAUCCUGCCAUGUUCUCACUCUGGAUCCAGCAAGUCUACGAGAAGAGCAAGCGCGCCAGGAAACGGUGCCAAGGAGAAACCCGACGGUCGCGGAGCAUGUCAAUCGACGGCGGCCAUGCCAACGACAAGAGCUCAGACGAUGCUCCAUCUCGCGAGAAUGCAAUCCGAGUCGAGGAACUCGCCCAAGCCAUGGAGAUUGCGGAACGACUGCAUGACCUUGUCAAAUCGCCGCCGUUCGACAAGCAGGCCAGCUUACUACAGCUCCGUGGAACCAUCGCGCUCUGGAUCAGCGACCUCAUCGUCGGCAACACAGCAGCUACCAUCGUAGACGAGUGGGACGUCUACCCCAUCAGCAAGGACAUACCAGCCGCAGAGCAAAUCACAAAGUUCAACAGCUGCCAGCGGGAGCUGCACACGGCCCAAACCUACCUAGCCCGUGUGGAAGAGAACGGAGGCCCUCGGCAACACCACACGCUGCUGAGAAUCGAGAGCCGGCUGAAGGAGCUGCAGAAGCAGACCAGCAUCCUGCGCUCAGGUGGAGAGGACGACACAAACGUCCCCAUGGACGAUGAUUGGUGA
This is a messenger RNA of Ascochyta rabiei, 1428 nucleotides long. RefSeq lists its product as uncharacterized. The transcript has a single exon. Gene Ontology annotation, cellular component: RNA polymerase I core factor complex. Lineage: Eukaryota; Fungi; Ascomycota; Dothideomycetes; Pleosporales; Didymellaceae. Gene Ontology annotation, biological process: transcription initiation at RNA polymerase I promoter; nucleolar large rRNA transcription by RNA polymerase I. The record is from RefSeq and is a predicted model, not a curated record. Bases 1 to 1428 code for a protein of 475 amino acids. Gene Ontology annotation, molecular function: RNA polymerase I core promoter sequence-specific DNA binding; TBP-class protein binding; RNA polymerase I general transcription initiation factor activity.